UAGAUCUCCAAUGUAUGGAGUACGGAAACACACAGCAAGCUUAUUGAAGAAAUAAACAGCUCUCAGUGUGUUGUCUGUAGGCGUUUCCACGGUCCACAGUAUGAAGAGAGUGCCAGAUGCAGCAAAAAAAUAAGCUAACGACAUGCCACGUUCAGCCAAUCUACAGCGACAGAGACUCUGCUCCUUGCCAGUGAGGCCUCACCAACGGAACAGUAGCACAGAGUCUGUGGCCAGCUCAGAGGGGGCAGCACUGACAGUUCUAGAUCUAAGUACUGAUCUCACUGAUGUUGAUGAAUUCCUCUUUGUGGAGUCUUCUUACCCAUUACAGUUGUUGACAGGACUGAACAAUCUGAGAUUAUCAGGAGAUUUUUGUGAUGUUCAUAUAUGUGUUGAUGGAGAGGAAUUUGCUAGCCAUAAGAUUGUUCUGGCUUCUUUUAGUCCAUACUUCAAGGCUAUGUUUUCAACUGAAAUGGCAGAAAGCAGACAAGAGAAAGUAUGUAUAAAUGGGGUGGACUGUGGCAUGAUUGAACUUCUGAUAAACUAUGCCUACACUGCUGAAAUCCUCAUCACAAAAGACAAUGUGCAGUCUUUGCUGUCAGCAGCCAACUUGUUACAAGUUCUCCCUGUGCGUGAUGCUUGCUGCAUGUUCAUGGAACAACACAUGGAUGAAUCAAAUUGCAUAGGCAUCAAUUGUUUUGCUGAGACACAUGCUUGUGAGAGCCUGCAAGAAAAAGCUAAACAGUACACACUGAAACACUUCCCAGAAGUAUGUCAACAUGAAGAAAUACUCAAUCUAACUAAAACCAAGCUAACAGAGUUUAUAUCUGAUGACACAUUAAAUGUAGACAAUGAAGAAAUUGUAUUCAAUGCUGUGAUUAGAUGGUUGGAGUAUGAUAUUAAUGGACGUCAGUCAGACUUUCCUUCUGUAUUGGAACAUGUUCGUUUGCCCUUAGUUAGUCCAUAUUUUCUUCAUGACUGCGUAGAGAAACACCCAGUGGUGCGUGGGUCUGAGAAGUGCCUCAAGUUAGUGGAAGAAGCUAAAACAUAUCAGCUGUUGGAGGACAGAAGACCUGAACUCAGAAGUCCAAGAACAAGACACAGGAAGGCAUCUGGCUAUAUUGAGGUAAUCAUAGCUGUGGGAGGGGAAGAUGACAAGGUUGUCCUGAGAAGUGUGGAAAGUUUUGAUCCAGAGACACAUGCAUGGAAAACAUUGGCAUGUUUGCCAUUUGCUGUCAGUAAACAUGGCCUGGUGGUUUCAGGGAGCAACCAACUUUAUAUGGCAGGAGGCGAGUUCCCUGAUGGCUCGGCUAGCAGAAGUAUGUGGAGAUAUGAUGCCUGCUUUGAUAACUGGCUGGAGAUGACACCUAUGAAUAUGCCCCGCUCAGAAUUAGGUCUUGCCAUGUUGGAUGGAUUCAUAUAUGCUGUGGGUGGCUGGGAAGGAACAGCACGACUUGAUACGGUCGAGAGGUACAAUCCUUUCUCCAAUAGUUGGUCUUUUGUGGCUCCCAUGAAAAUCUCAGUCACGAGUCCUGCAGUUGUGGCACAUGACAGCCUACUAUUUGUGACUGGUGGAGCAGUAUUGGAAGAUGGGGAUGGUAUAGAUCUAGUACAGUGCUAUAACCCUAGAACUAACCAGUGGACAGAGUUAGCACCAAUGUUAAUAGCAAGGUCAGGCUCAGCUGCCUGUGUGCUUGGAGGAUCCAUGUAUGUUAUAGGUGGGUGGCAUGCAUCUACAGAGAAUACAAACAAAGUGGAAUGUUACAACCCCAGCACCAACCAGUGGACCCUGAGAGCCUCCAUGCAUGAAAGACGCUAUCGUCCAGGUGUCGCUGUGGUGGACGGCAAGAUUUACGUGUGUGGAGGAGAGGAGGGUUGGGACAGAUACCAUGAUACCAUUGAGUGUUACAACGUGGAUAAAGAUGAGUGGGAAAUUGUUGGAGAGAUGCCCACAAGUCGUAGCUGGCUCAGUUGUGUCGCCAUGAUGAUACGGAGAGAUCUGAUGUUCAAGGAAAAAGUGGAAUCUUGUGUAAUUUGAGCCAGAAAGUCGUUAAAAUGUUGUGCAAGGAAAAGGUGGAUUCCAGAGCAAGCUCCUACUUUUCAUGCAGACAUGAUUGCUGUGAAGUAUGAUAGAUUCUACUGAACUGUUGCUGUAUUAAAAAGCCAAGAAUUACCUGAAGAGAUUUUCCAAAUUUUUGAAAAAGUUUGUGGACUUGCCUGCAAAGGUUUUAUUAUUUAAUAGAAGUGUAAGUUAUUUAUCAGUAAAUUUUUUAUUAGAUAGUAUUUGGUUACUUAGGGAUUUCAUGAAAUGUGCAAUAGGAAGGUAAUUUGGAAAAUCUUGCUAAUACUUUGAGAUAAAUGAUUUGGAUUUAAAAUAAAAAGUUCACAGAAGACAGACACAGGAGGCCUGUACCUUCCUUUACCUGAAGAGAGGAAAGGCAAAAACAUGAUCAUUAACAACCAGACAUGUUAUAGACUGAGAAGUUUGUUUCCAUUAGUCAGUAAGAAUCUACUGUCAUUUGAAAUAGUGACGAAUAAAGUUUUCAUUUAAAAUAA
Lingula anatina is the source of this 2553-nucleotide messenger RNA. RefSeq names its product kelch-like protein 24. Gene Ontology annotation, molecular function: protein binding. NCBI's taxonomy places the organism in Eukaryota, Metazoa, Brachiopoda, Lingulata, Lingulida, Lingulidae. The record is from RefSeq and is a predicted model, not a curated record.